Messenger RNA from Ctenopharyngodon idella (grass carp), 12749 nucleotides. It is a transcript of the gene wnt9a, whose product is annotated as wingless-type MMTV integration site family, member 9A. Gene Ontology annotation, molecular function: cytokine activity; frizzled binding. Gene Ontology annotation, biological process: neuron differentiation; cell fate commitment; multicellular organism development. The transcript is spliced from 4 exons. The record is from RefSeq and is a predicted model, not a curated record. NCBI's taxonomy places the organism in Eukaryota, Metazoa, Chordata, Actinopteri, Cypriniformes, Xenocyprididae. Gene Ontology annotation, cellular component: extracellular region. Bases 57 to 1160 code for a protein of 367 amino acids.
GAUUUUACACAGCAACUUAGGACGAACGAAAUGAGCUGCCCCAGAGCCGCUACAAAAUGCUGGAUGGACACCUUUUCCUGGGAUGGUUAUCAUUUGCCAUUAUAGUGCAUCUGAUCAGCUUGCCCGGACCGAGCACAGCUUACUUCGGGCUGACAGGUAAAGAACCCCUGUCCAUUCUGCCACUGACCUCACAGCCAGACGAAAGGACGGGCAAGGCACACUACAAGCUGUGUGAUCGACUCAAACUGGAGAAGAAACAGCGCAGAAUGUGCAGACGGGACCCUGGAGUGGCCGAGACUCUCAUAGAGGCCAUCAGCAUGAGUGCCUUAGAGUGCCAGUAUCAGUUCCGCUUUGAGAGAUGGAACUGCACUUUGGAGGGUAACUACAGGGCUCAAAUUUUAAAGAGAGGCUUCAAGGAGACAGCAUUCCUCUAUGCCAUCUCUUCAGCAGGCCUGACCCAUGCCAUGGCCAAAGCCUGCAGUGCUGGCCGCAUGGAGCGCUGCACCUGUGAUGAGGCUCCUGACCUGGAGAACCGCAAGGCAUGGCAGUGGGGAGGCUGUGGAGACAACCUCAAGUACAGCAACAAAUUUGUCAAAGACUUCUUGGGUAAGAGGUCCAAUAAGGAUCUCCGCGCCCGGAUAGACCUGCACAACAGCAAUGUAGGAAUGAAGGUGAUCAAGGCAGGGGUGGAGACCACCUGUAAGUGUCACGGAGUUUCGGGUUCGUGUACCGUGCAAACAUGCUGGAGGCAGCUGGCACCCUUUCAUGAAAUUGGCAAGCAGCUCAAACAGCGUUAUGAGACUUCAGUCAAAGUGGCCAGCUCCACCAAUGAGGCAACUGGAGAGGGAGAGAUCUCUCAGACCCGAUCACAGGGGCAACAGCCCCCUCCAGGCCCUCGUCCGGACCUCAUUCCCCGCACCCCUGAUCUUCUUCACAUUGAGGACUCACCAAGUUUUUGCAGGCCUAGCAAGUAUUCAGCAGGCACCUUGGCCCGCAAAUGCUACAAGGAUAAGAACUGCGAGGCCAUCUGCUGUGGCAGGGGGCACAACACUCAGAGCCGAGUGGUGACGAGACCGUGCCAGUGCCAGGUGCGCUGGUGCUGCUAUGUUGAAUGCAAACAGUGCACACAAAGAGAAGAGGUUUACACAUGUAAGGGGUAAAACGCAUCACAACCAGGCAGAAUAUCUUUCACCAGUCUGGGAACAGUGAAGAGAAAUGAAUGAGUGGAAGCCAAAAAAGAGAGGAGAAGUGAAAGUUUAGGUGGAUUCCCUUUUCCUGGUUUGGGGAAAGGUCUCAAAGGCAUCAAACUAGUUAAAAAAGAUGAAAGCACUUUUUGAGAGGUUUUGCAGGGCGUUUUUUUUUUUUGUUUUGUUUUGUUUUCUGUUUUCCAUGUUGAGCAGUGUGAAAGCUGUGUAAUAUACCAAGCCUAAGGGAAUGGUCUACAGUUUUGAGCGACACUUUGGAACUAAAUUAAACAUUUCACAGAGCAAUUUGUCUGCCAAAAUAUCAAUCAGCAGUAAAGUCCAGUCUUGGACAGACAAUUGUUUAUCCAAUGAUUUGACAGUCUCUGAAUAAUAGCUUGAAACGUCUCAAGCCAUAUGUGUAAGAGUAUGUGUUUCUGUGUGACUUAAUUCCAAAUUAAUUAAUUUGGAGAUGUAAUUUGCAAUGAGAAAAUGGUGUCAGAUUUAUUCUACAUGCACAUGUAUUGUACACCCACACAAGAGUGUGUAUGCAUAUGUACAUAGAUAAAAUUACAUUAUAAUUAUAUUAUAUACACCACUUAUCUGAGUAUGUUAAAUAACCACUAACCACACAAAUGUUUUAUUGUUUGUGUGCUUGCAUUCACUUUGUGUUGUAAUUCUCUUCGACAAGGCCCUAAGGAAAGCAAUACUUUUGAUUUGUGUUUUUCUGUAGAUAUAAUUUGUGGAACACCACAAGGAAUAGUUCUUGCAAGAAAUGAAAAUGAUUUGCUUUUCUUUUUCUUUUUUUUUUUGCUUGACAGUGGAAAUCUUUGCCAGUCUAUUUUUGAUUUAACUCUGCCUUAAAUGAACUCUACAAAUGACUGUUCAGGGAACAUGUGAAACCACUAUGCACAAUUCAAUGGUAAAGAAAUCAUGGAGAUUUCACAGUGAGCAUUAGUCUCCAUGAUUUAGGCUUCCGCUUGACGACACAUCUGUCCAUCCUCAUUAAAAAAGCUGCUGAUUCAGUGCUGUAAUCGUUGCAGCAGUGCUUUUCAGGACAAUGCUAGUUAAAUAUGAAAUAUGCCAUGGUUCAUGGUCACUUAAUGCUCUGUCAGUUUCACAGACAGCUGGAGGGAGCAAAUAAAAGUUGAGAAUAGACAUGACAGCAAAUGUGGGCCACUAAUCUGCAUUGGAAAUUUCCCCCCUUUCUGCUUUGUAUUUUAAGGGGGAAAUAAUUAACCUCAGAGUUAAUACAUUUUCCAGCAGAUAUUGAUGUUGGAAAAUUAUGGUGGACAGUUUUUAAUUUCAAAUGAACAUCAAUCAAUCAGUAGUUCUUCUAAAAUUACUGUUUCAUUGAAUCUAUUCACAACUGUUAAGAGGCUGAACAUGACAUUUUUUGACUAUAUGGAUAUAGAAGUUCAUAUAUCUAUAUUAUAAAAUAGAACAUUGAAAUUCCAUAUUUUUUGAAAAUUAUUUAACAUAACAGCUGGCAUGGAGAAUACAGCUGUUUAAGCAAAUGACAAGAUCUAAGUUUCUGAUCAGACUUUUAAUAAUUUAAAACACUCUGUCAAUUUAGUGGCAGCAUAAACUUUACAAUAUAUGACUUUGUAUUCAGAUCACCAAACUCUGUUGAGGUCCACGUAAUGUAAAUAAAUUAUAUAGAAAUGAAGAUAUGACAAAAUAUAUAAAUGAAUUAUAUAUGCUCUUUUAUUUUAUUUUAUUUUUUUAGUUUAGUGUGAAUGAACUACUGAGUGAGAGACCGACAAAAAGAAAAAUGGCACCAUUCACGCACUGAAGCAUGGAAGCUCUUUUAUUUAUUUAUUUUUUUUUAAGUUGUAAAUAGCUAUGGUUAUGAUCCUGUGGCAUACAGACAAAAGUGAGGCACAUGCAUACCGCUUACAGGCAUUUGAACAGAAGUUUCCAAAAUAUUGAUGUUUAGAUCUGUCUUGAUGUUUUAAGUUCCCCCCAACACCCAACCCCCCCACCCCAAAAUUUUUAUGAAGUGCCAAGUUCAGUGCUUUGUAAAUAAAUGUUAUGCUGUUACGAAAUUAUCCUCAGUAAGCACACAUAUGUCGCUUUGAUCUCUGUGAAAGUAUGUGUCACCUGAAUAGCACUGUAUUUUAUUUUAAAUUUCUUAUUUGUGUCAAAUCUUUAAAUGGAGCAAAUUUACUUUUUGUUAAUUUUUUAUCAAAUGUUGUGAAAAAGUCUCAGGUUACUUAUGUAACCAUGGUUCCCUGAGAACAGGGAACGAGACACUGCGUUUACCGCAUAUGGGGAACGUCACACGUGAACCGGUGUCUGAAAGCAAAGUAUCAAAUCUCUCCAAUCCUAUUGGCUGGCGACAGCCUAUGAUGUCAUCAAGACACGGCCCGGAAGUAUAAAGGAGCCGCCAGUGAAGCAGUCAGUAUCUUAUCGUCUGAAGAGACUGUUCAGCAGGCAGCCCCGAUGCAUGGCAAGGAACGCAGUGUCUCGUUCCCUUUUCUCAGGGAACCAUGGUUACAUACGUAACCUGAGACGUUCCCUUUCGAAAGGGAACUCAACACUGCGUUUACCGCAUAUGGGGAACGAUAUACCCACGCCGCCAUGCUUGAGGGGAGUGCAUGCCAAGAAGAUGGCUAGACAAACGUCAACUAGCAGUUUUAAAUGAAAUGCCAGAGCAACUCCCCCUCGGGUCAAACAAAGGCUGUCAGUGACAUUCCCUACAGCCAACAGCCCAAGCCAAAAGCCUCAAAGAGGCCUUCCACAGAAGGCCUACCAAGGCCGCUCAAAGGCUUCUGGGACCGAACCUUCCGAGGAAAGAGGGUCCCUCUAAGGGAAUGUAGCCAGGGGGCCCGAAGGAACCCCAGCCAGUCACUAGAAGGGGAACAGUCACCCCAAAUGACACCAGGGAGGCCGACCCAGUCCGACAGCAACCUAGUCUUGGCCAGCAACCUGUCUGAACACAAAGCCUCACCAACGCAUUCUUCAGAGAAGAUAUCCAGUAAGAGUGACUGCAAAGGGGCAGUAAGCAACUCAGACCAGAGCGUAGAGACGGGCAUCCUGGAGAGCAGGACUCAGCUAAGUGCUCUUAACCCUGCAAAAAGAGUAAACUCUUGCUGUGCACUCAAACACCCCGACAAGGGGAGCACAUUAAUCAGCCUGGGGGCUGGAUCACAAACGGGAGGCCUCAUAGAGGCCUUCAACCACUGACCAGCUUAGGGAGCUAAGCACUAUGCAGGACGACCCUAACAAGGGGAGUACAGGGCUCAACCUAACAGAUAGACCGUACUGUAGGCACAAAAUCAUGGAGGCCCAAGAAGGGGCCUACAACAUGACAACAGUUCUACACAGUGUAGAAAUAUAAAUAACAUAGCAGCCUUGCUAAAGGCCAACAUGUGAGGCUACAUGUUUAAUCUGCUUAAGUUUCAACACCCAGAAGUGGGGGUGGGAAGGCUUCAAGGGCGGCCUGUUAAGGCCACACACCUCGAGCAGCUAGCUUGCUGAAAGCAAGAACCCACAAACAUGUAACUGGUUCAGAAUGAAACCGAGUUAAACCAGCAGAUAAAACUGUAGAGUGCCCACAUAACAGUCCACCUAACACAAUCCGACAAGCAGUGUACUCAGUAAAAGCACCUUUUACUCUUAAAGCAAGAGGAGUACAACAUACGCCAUCAUGUUCUGUGGGAGGCCCAAAAGGCAGGCCUACGACUUCAGACAGACACGUAGCGUCAGCUCAUGGUAAUGUUCCAAGCUCAAAGGGAGCAAACAUAAGAAAACCAAACCAAAGUGAGGUUAACUAGAUAAACUCAACCUGAGCCAACGGCCACUCAGCAAUGUACUCAGUAAAACACCUUUUACUCUUUAAGCAAGAGGAGUACAAAGACAUACGCCAACGUGCUUUCAAAGGAGGCACAGAGGGCCUACAACUCACAGACACGUGGCGCCAGCUAGUGGCAACACCAACACAAACCAACAGGCCAUGUACUCAGUAAAACACCUUUUACUCUUAAAGCAAGAGGAGUACACACUCCGCCAGCAUGCUCUGAGAGAGGCCCAAACCGGGCGUAGCCAGUGGCAGUGAUAGCAAAACCAACACAGAACUGUGCCAGCAUGUUAAUUGAAGGAGGCCCAAGCGGGGCCUGCGACUCCAAAACACACGUGGCGUCAGCUGGUGAUUUCACAGGUGACCAAGCUCAAAGGGAACCAGCUUCUAAAACCCAACAGACAAUUGCAGUAACUAGCUUAACUCAACCUGAGCUUAAGUCUACACAUUCCAACAGGCAAUGUACUCAGACACACUAAACCCUAACAGAAAAGGGAGCACAACAAUGUAUGCUACCAUGGUCUGAAGUGGCCUACUACUUUGGACAGACAUGGGCAUAAACCUGUGGCAGUACCAAAUUAAGUGAGCAAAACUCAUGAACAUCUACCAACAACACUUUGUGCUCAGAAGGAGGCUCAGAUUCACCCGAGCCUUCAACUCCACAGACACAAUAAACUGUUGUGGCAGAGAUAAAUUCUAAAGGGAGCUAAAAAGAGCCAAACUGCAAGUGAGGUUCCCUACCACUCAACCUGAGCUAUGCAAUCCAUCAGGUUAUAUACUCAGUAAAAAAAAAAAAUAAAUAAAUAAAUAAAUAAAAAACAACUAAAAACAAGGGGAGUACAAAUAGUCACCAUGCUCUAAAGGAGGCUAGAAACAGGCCUACUACUCAUAAGAACAGGUGCAAACCUGUGGCAGCAAAGAGUUAAGCUCACACAUGUGUAGGGCAAAACUAGAACCCAAAGCAAAAACAAUGCUUUGCUAUUCAUACAUACCAUCCUGAAAGAAUGGAUGCUUUCACCAAACAGAAAUAAUACAUCUGUACUGAACCCUAGAGAACAGGAGCUAAACCAAGCUAACACCGUAACCCCAAGCUUGAAUGCUAAUUCAAGGGGCUCAGGGGAAAGACAAAUUCAGUAUGAAUGAAGUUCUAGAAAAGUGGGGACUAAGCAACAUUAGCAUACACUUAUCUAAACAAAGAUAAGGGCAUACCACCUGAGACAACGGCACCAGGGAGGCUAGUGACAGCCUGCUACCCUAGCUGCUAUUUAACUAGCACCUACACCAAAGGGGUAAUGGGCAUAUGGCCUGACAACUCAGAUAAGAGAAGGCCAGAACUAGGAACUAUACAACCUGACAAGGGAUAGUAGCAAUAAAGGGUGAAUGCUUUAGUAAAUCACCUAAACCCUAGUUCUAGCCUAGGUUUGCUAAGCUGUGGGCCUAUAGGGCCACACGAAGCAUAGAUCUGCAUGAGGCUUAAACACAACCUCUGAACUCAACCAGAGAAGAGGAAACUCAAGUAAAGAAAAGUGCAACAAGCAAACAAUGUCAGGCGGCCCAGGAGGCCGACACUUAGACAUAGAUCUGUCUGAAGUAAAGAGUGCUAACUCAAACAUACUCUAGCUAAAGCCAGAGGAGAAGCUACUCUACCAAAGAUGGCUGAGAUAAACUCUUAAAACUCAAUUUUGUGGCCAACACAAUACAAAUAAAUCAUUCCAGCCAACCUAAUGAAACUUCAGUGCCCAAAAACUCCUAUCUUUUUCACCUACAUGCUCAGGAAAAACUAUACAGGAAAAACAAGGUUGACAUAUUUUAAAACAUAAAUAUAGACCCAGCUUACCUUCCUGCGGCUCGAAGACCGAAGACUCCUCAUAUUCCACAUGGAAGGAUGGAAUCUAGGGUUCUUUUAAGCCUAAAAGAGCCUCUUCACUAUCAAGCCAGAAGGCGAGCCAUCAGAAAAAUGUUCAUCAUAGGCCCAGCCAUCAGCCUGACUGUAAGAAGCGUCUGAGCAUGUUACAUGAAUCAAAAAACACAGGAGGUGGAAGAAGAAGAGGAGAGGGCAGAUGUAAAUUGCCCUUGCAAAGAGGGACUGCUGGUGUCUGCGGAGGAGGAGGUGCCCGAGAGGCCACGCUGGACUUUUGGUCCUGUCUUCAAUCCUCAAAUCGAGACGGGCCGGGACCUCCUGUCUGUCUGGGCCCAGAUUCAGAUCUGAGCGGUAUGCACGUUUUAAACGCUGCCGAGCGCGCCUUCGCUUCCCUGAACUUUCCCACCACCACCUCGACGGAGGUGCCGAAAAGUUCGGAAGGCGAAACCGCCACAUCAAGGAGAAAGCCCUUCUCUUUCUCCCCAAUGUCCACCAGGUUCAGCCACAGAUGCCUCUCUGUGGCCACCAUCGAGCUUCCAAUCGAAGCGGCGGUUUGCUUGGUGGCCCAGAGAGCGAGAUCCGUGGUGCAGCGCAGCUCUUCUACCGCCUCAGGGGACAGACCCUGCCCCUGAUCCAGAUCUUUCAGCAGGUCGGCCUGGUAGGCCUGUAACACCGCCAUGGUGUGUUACCAUGACCCGCCGUGUAUGCCCUGCUAUUUAAGCGAGAGGUGGUCUUAAGGGGCUUAGAAGGCAGAACCAGAGCUUUCAGUGUUGGUGCCUGCCCCGUGAUGAGAUAGAUCGCAAACAUCUCGUCAAUAGGAGGCAUCGACACAUACCCAUGCUGGCUCAAUCCUUCAACAUCAGCGAAAUUCGCCCGCUGAUGUCGAUGAAUACGAGCCGAAUAUGGGUUCUUCCAUGCCUUUUCGAUCUCAACAUGGAGAUCAGGAAGGAAUGGAAGGCUCACGGGGGCUUCUGGGCUAUGGCCAGAAAGGAACCGCUCGUCGAGCCGUACACAUGCGGACCCUUUCUUAACGCGCUCCCAAGGCAGCUGCAGUCUGCCAGAAGCGCGUUCCAUAACCUCCAGCAGCUCUGCAUACCCAGGGCAGGGAGGCUUUGAAGAUUCAGCAGGCUCACCUGCUUCCUCAUCAACAGCCAUCUCCUGCUCUCUAGGGCUAGAAGCCAGAAGAGCACACGCUGCUGGAUCCGAUGACGUCAAUGAAAGGACAUCAUUGUCAUCCAACAACUCAUCCUCGCCAGCCACUGGGGGCUGAGAGAGAUUUACACCUCUCUCAAACUCCUCAGUGAGCUCCACCUGCGAGCCCCAUGAUUUCAGCCGCUGCUCUGCCUCAGCACAAGCGGGGCCAGAACCACCAGGCACAGAUGCUGACACCUCUUCCCUCGAGAAGAGUGCCAAACGAGAACGGAGCGUCCUCAUAGGGAGACGCUCACAGUUAACACAGACAGCGCUCUCAAGCACUGUCCGUGCGUGCUUCUCUCCCAGACAGAAAACGCACAGAUUGUGUGUGUCACCAUGUCAAAAACCUGGGACACGGGUCAGCACACUUUCUGAAACGUUUGUCAGACAUGAUAUAAAGUUUCCUUACCAGAUUCAAUGAAAUCGCGAUCAGACAAAACAGUCCCAAAAGAAGAAAAGAUACUGACAGCUUCACUUGCGGCUCCUUUAUACUUCCGGGCCGCGUCUUGAAGACAUCAUAGGCUGUCGCCGGCCAAUAGGAUUGGAGAGAUUUGAUACUUUGCUUUCAGACACCGGUUCACGAGUGACGUUCCCCAUAUCCGGUAAACGCAGUGUUGAGUUCCCUUUCGAAAGGGAACAUCUGGUGGAUGAUUCAACCAGGCAUGUUUUGGUGUUGCAUUGAAGAUAAGCAAAUGCUCAACUAAAAUGACAUCCACAUAGAAAUGUAAAAGUCAAACAUGACAGCACUACACAAAAUCGUUUUAUUAAUAUUUUGUUUUGUAUUCCAGUAAAAUCAUCGAGAUUAACUUGUGCAAAUUUGCAUAAGACAUUAAGAAUUUUGCCUCAAAAGUAAAAUGUUUAUAUAUAUAUAUAUAUAUAUAUAUAGAGAGAGAGAGAGAGAGAGAGAGAUGGAUAGAUAGAUAUAGAUAUAUAUAGAUAUAUGCCUUUGAAAGAAAAAAAAACUCAAAAAUGCUGAUAAUUCAUACUGAUAAUAAUGAUGCAAAUUUUAAAUACAAAAACAAGGGGUGUAUGACUACAUAGGAAAAAAUUCUGUCUGAGAAGGGAUUCAUUUUUUGUAACAUUUUACUUGAAGCCUUUGUGUAUAAUGCUUUAUAAAAGCCUUUAUGUUAAGCCUUUAGAAAGUAUAAUGCAUUAAAACACAUGACAAACAACCAAUUUCAGGCAUUAAGUAAAGUGUUACCAUUUUUUCUUUAAUUUAAACUAAUGAGCUGAAUUCCAAGUAAUCGAUGGGGAGACAUGCAUGCAAAUUAAAGAAUGCUUGGAAACACAGACAUUAGCACGCUACAUGGAAACCAUGCUAUAUGGCUGUACCAUGGCUAUACCGAGUCUUUCAUCAGUCAUGGCAUCUGUCCACAGCAGAGGUGAACAGAAAACAGCAAUGACAUACAUAUGAGACACAGUAGAUGUAAAUAUCAUAUAGCUGCAUCUUUGGCAUGCUGCAUGUUCUGCUUUUUUUUUUUUUUUUUUUUUUGAGAUUUUCAUUUUCUUUCUUUCUUUUUUUUUUUUUUUUUUUUUUUUUUUGGUUGUCUUGGUUCCUUAAUCUUACUUUCCAAUGCAAUGUGUAUAAAAUGUAUGUGGUUGUGGAAAAAGGACACAGAGACAAUAUAUUUUGAAAUGUUUUAUGAGCAUGUGUUAUUUGUACAUUUUGUAAAACUGAAGAUGAUUUUCUAGAUAUAUAUUCUCUGUCUUUCAUUUGGCUUAUAAUUGGGUAUUUGCUUUUUGGGGUUGAGGUAUAUGACCCCAACCCUCCCCUCCCCUCCCGAGUUAGCUGUAACAAUCUCAUUAUUUGUAGCAUAAAGGCUAAUAAACAUAACUUUAAGAACCAGCAAGUGAGUUCAUUGUUUAGAUUUACAUUUAUUGAGAAUGGAUUGCAGACACUUAGCAUUUGACAAAUGCACAGUAAUUUUUUUCUUUAUUAUUUUCCAAUAGCUUGGUCACUAUUCUGAUUUUUGUCAGGGUUUGUGCAAUGCUGCAACUAUUAAAAUGCAUUCUUUUUCUUUUAAGGGCAGAGUUUUUGUCAGUAGUUUGUCUUUGUCCACUUUUUCUUGUCUAAUGGGAAUCUAUUUUCCUCUAAAUUAUUUUCCUCUACCUCAUGUGUAUAGCUUGUAGGUAUAAACUGAUCAUGAAUGACUGGUAAGAAUGUAUUUAAGUUAUUUAACAUCUUUGUAUAACAAAGGCAAGAAAAUCUGAAAAUAAUAAAAGAGUUUUUAAAGAAUGUUGAGAUUCUAUGUUUCUGAUUUUAACUUUAGAUGUAGGAAUUUCAUUUAUCUGAAUAUUUUGAUCAGAAAUGACUCAGUCAUCUUGAUGAAAUUAUCUUCAAAACAAAGAAACCAGUCCAAAUGUAAAAAAAAAAAAAAAAAAAAAAAAAAAAAAGUGAGAGAGAUUUAACACACCUUUAUUAACUACACAUCAGAUAUAAAAACCAUCAAAAACAAAAACACUUUUACAACACGUUUUAAAAAUUCACAUAUUACUCAAAUUCUUCAACAAAAUGCAAAAUGCAUGUCAUUUUCAAUCCAGCACAUUUUUUCUACACUCCAAACCUCUUUAAACUUUUCCAGUUUCUUCAUAUGAGAGUAGAAAAUAAAAUUAUGUUUUAUUCUUGCUUUUAUGAGACCCUUAAACAAUAAUAUCAAAAUUUUUACUAGUGCUAAGCAAUUUUAUAUUUCGUACUUAUAAACUGCCAUUUUGACUUGACCUAAGAAAAAAUUUAACAACAGUCCUUUCUUUUUUUUUCCCCUUUACAAUAUUUAAAACAAAAAAUAAACACAAUCAUUGUAAACAUUUUAUUAACAUUAGCAAAUAAAGCCUCCAAUAAAACAAACAAAGGCCUUAAUCUGUCACAGUGUAUAUAAAACAAUGAAAUAUGGUUUCUCUUGCACCACAAAAAGGACAUUUAUCUUGCACAUUUGGAUUCAACACUGAGAUAAAAGCAUUUAUAGCAACAAUCCCAUGUAAAACACAACAACGAAGAUCGUCCAUUGUUGAUUUAAUUUCAAGUCUCUGUGCAAGUGCAUCAGUAUUGUCCAACACAAUACCAGCCACUUCUAAAUAAGUCUUUUAUUUUAACAACUUUGGCUUUGUUAAGGUUUGCAUCAACCAUAAAGUUGUAUCUCUACAUAAAUCCAGACGAGCACCAUUAAUCAAAGGUUCUUCCAGAAACCAAUACAGAAACUUAUAUGACAAUGAUCUUUUAACCUGUACCAUACACCAUGCUUUUCUUACACUCUCAUAAAAGGUAGAAAUAGACUUCAAAUUAAAACUCCUACAAUCUGUCCAAAAGAUAUUUAUUCUAAAACCCCAUCCUCCAACCUUACUUAAAAGGCAACAGGCAGAUCCAAACCAUGAUAUACUUGGACUGUAUAAAAACUUUUGAACAAACUGUAGACUAAAGGCUACUUUCCUGCUUAUAAGGUCAACAACCCCUUGUUCACCUUCUUCCUUUGGAAGAUAAAGAACCAAUGUAAUCUAUCCCAAAAGAAAUUGAUCAUCUUGACCUGUAUUUUUCCCAGAACCCCUUCAGGAGGCUCUAGAACUGCUAAUCUGUGCCAUAAUGAGGAGGCUACUAAAUUAUUAAUAAUCAAUGUUCUCCCACUAAAGGACAUUUUGGGUAAAAGCCAUUUUCACUUUCCUAAUCUUGCUUCUACAUUUUCAACAAUAUGUUCCCAGUUUCUUUGCAUUAUUAUUAAAAAAAAAAAAAAAAAAACUGAUGAUCCACCCGAUUAAAUGCCUUCUCUUGAUCUAGGGAAAUUAGACCACAUUUUUUUUCCCAACAGUCUAGAGAUUUCCAAAACAUCCUGAAUUAAGGAUGUAUUAUCCACUCUUGAUCUAUUAGGUACACAAUAAAAUUGAUCUAAAUGUAUAACCUGUCCAAUUUUUAUCAUCUCUUCACUGGUUACCUAUUAAGUUCCGUAUCGAUUAUAAAGUACUGCUAAUGACCUAUAAGGCUCUAAAUGGUUUAGCUCCUGUGUACUUAACCGAUCUUUUAUCGGCCUACAAUCCUUCACGCUCUUUAAGAUCACAAAACUCUGGACUUCUGGUUGUACCUAGGAUAGCUAAGUCCUCUAAAGGAGGGAGAGUGUUUUCACAUUUGGCUCCUAAACUCUGGAAUAGCCUUCCUGAUAAUGUUCGGGGCUCAGACUCGCUCACCCAGUUUAAAUCUAGAUUAAAGACACAUCUCUUUAGCCAAGCAUUCACAUAAUCCAUCUCAUAUCAGAUCAAUUGCACAUGACUAUCUUUGCUUAAUGUUAUGAACAGCAGCUAUGCUAAUUAUUCUCCAUUUGCUUUUCUGUUUUACCUCGGGACGUCCGUCCCGAGGUGACUAGAGAGUACAUCAGUUUCAGUUUGGAUCCAGCCUCUUAAGAAGACCUCAGAUGACUAAAACUUUGGAAGAGACAGCGCCAACUCCUGCGAUGACUUCAGAAGAUGCAACAUCUGGAUCAACACGCACAUUCGCAAAUUUCUAUAUAUCCUAAUUAUUGUUAAUAUGUAAUUCAUUUUUCCAGGAGCUCUUUGCUUCUACCUUCAAUUAAAUUGCUAACAGUGAUUGUAUAUUAAUCGCCUAAAUUAUUACAUUAUUAGCUAACUGCAGUCUCCAAAUUGUAAUGUUGACAUGCAUUCUCUGUAAAGCUGCUUUGAAACGAUAUGUAUUGUGAAAAGCGCUAUACAAAUAAAUGUGAAUUGAAUUGAA